Messenger RNA from Oncorhynchus gorbuscha (pink salmon), 10111 nucleotides. RefSeq names its product sortilin-related receptor-like. The transcript is spliced from 48 exons. Gene Ontology annotation, biological process: protein targeting to lysosome; protein retention in Golgi apparatus; post-Golgi vesicle-mediated transport. The record is from RefSeq and is a predicted model, not a curated record. The coding region runs from base 25 to 6789 and encodes 2254 amino acids. Gene Ontology annotation, molecular function: protein binding. NCBI's taxonomy places the organism in Eukaryota, Metazoa, Chordata, Actinopteri, Salmoniformes, Salmonidae. Gene Ontology annotation, cellular component: membrane; Golgi apparatus.
GCAUACUUUGCUUAGGAGAGGGGGAUGAUGGGGGUGCCUCCUACGCUUACUCCAAUCGCCUCUCGAAGGAGCACUUCUAGUUACCCAAACGAAACAUACACAAUCAUGGCGACAAGACAGACAGUCAAGAUGCUGUCCCCUCUUAGGUUUACAAUAUAUUUGUUAUUUUUCUUCGCUCCUGGUACAUUUUCCUCCACCCUUCGUCUUCAUCGAGACCAGCGGUUAUUGCUACUGCAGGACAGGGGUUUUUCUACGGUGAACGCAAAUGAAGAAUGUAUCCAUGGAAUAGGCGCCGAUGCGAAACGACGAGCUGCACGUAAUGCAAGGGAAGACAGAGUUUCGGGCAUGUAUCAGCAUCGCAUUCGGCGGAGUGCAGUCCAACCACCCGUGCCAAAGGUGUAUGGACAGGCCAACCUGAACGAUUCCCACAACCAGAUGGUGGUGCACUGGGCCGGGGAGAAGAGCAAUGUCAUUGUGGCGCUGGCCAGAGACAGUGUCGGAGCCGCAGGUCCCAAGACUAGCUCGGUGUACGUGUCUUAUGACUAUGGAACCAGCUUCUCCCCCAUCUCAGAGAGGUUUCAGCUGAGUGGGGAGAAGGAGAAAGAGGGGAACAAGCAGGUCAUCUCCCAGUUCUACCACAGCCCCGCUGACAAUAAGAGGUACCUCUUUGCAGACAGCACCAACAGCUACCUCUGGAACUCCUUUGACUUCUGCAAGACCAUCCAGGGGUUCUCCAUCCCCUUCAAGCCCACAGACCUGCUGCUGCACAGCAAGAGGGCCAACCUGGUCCUGGGCUAUGACAGCUCCCACCCCAACAAACAGCUAUGGAAAUCUGACGAUUUUGGAGAGACAUGGGUGUUGAUCCAAGAACACGUGAAGGCCUAUUUCUGGGGUGUGGAACCGUACGACUCCCCCAACACGGUGCUGGUCCAGAGGCACGAGCCCCAGGGGGUGUCCAGCAUCCUCAGCAGCACCGACUUCUUCCAGAGUGAGCAGAACCGCCGAGUCGUCCUAGAGAGAGUGGACAACUUCCAGCUCCGGGACAAGUACAUGUUCGCCACCACUUCCACAACUUUGUUGGGGAGCCAUGAACCAUCCUCCGUCCAGCUGUGGGUGUCCUACAACCGCCAGCCAAUGAAAGCCGCCCAGUUCAUGACCCGCCACCCAAUCACAGAGUACUACAUCGCUGACGCCUCGGAGGACCAGGUGUUUGUUUGCGUCAACCACCUCAACAACGUCACCCACCUGUACAUCUCAGACACGCAGGGCCUGUCCUUCUCCCUGUCCCUGGAGAAUGUGCUAUACUACAGCCCAGAGGGUUCAGGCAGCAACACCCUCAUCAGGUACUUUACCAAUGAGCCCUUUGCUGACCUGCACCGUGUGGAGGGUCUGCGUGGCGUCUUCGUGGCCACGCUCAUCAACGGCUCGCUCAGCAAGGACAACAUGCGCUCCGUGAUCACCUUCGACAAGGGGGGCACCUGGGAACUGCUGCAGGCCCCCUCCGCCGACAGCCUGGGAGGAACCCUGGACUGCCAGCUCUCCAAGGGCUGCUCCCUCCACCUGGCCCAGCGCUGGAGCCAGCUUCUCAACAUUCAGCUGCGCAGGAUGCCCAUACUGUCCAAGGAGUCAGCACCAGGGCUCAUCAUGGCUACAGGCUCUGUGGGUAAGAACUUGGCCAACAAGCCCAAUGUGUAUGUGUCCAGCAGUGCUGGGGCCAGAUGGAGAGAGGCGCUGGCCGGUCCUCACUUCUACACGUGGGGUGACCACGGUGGCGUCCUCAUGGCCAUCGCCCAGGGGGGCUCCAGCACACACCUCAAGUUCAGUACCAAUGAGGGGGAGACGUGGACAGACUUCCGUUUCUCUGACAGGGAGGUGUAUGUCUACCAGCUGCUGACGGAGCCGGGGGAGAAGAGCACCAUCUUUACCAUCUUCGGCUCCUACGCCGACCAGAGACACAGCUGGCUCAUCCUGCAGGUCAACGCCAGCGACGUGCUCGGCGUGCCGUGUGCCGAGGGAGACUACAAGCGCUGGUCCCCGUCAGACGAGCACGGCAACGACUGCCUUCUGGGUAGAGAGAUGGUGUACAAGCGACGCACGCCCCACGCCACCUGCUUCAACGGGGAAGACUUUGACCGCCCCGUCACCGUGUCCAACUGCUCCUGCACACGCCAGGACUACGAGUGUGACUAUGGCUUCAAGCUGAGCGAGGACCUGUCCCUCCAGGUGUGCCUGCCCGACCCUGAGUUCUCGGGGAACCUCUACGCCCCUCCCGUGCCCUGCCCCGUUGGCACUACCUACCGUCGCAGUACGGGGUACAGGAAGGUGUCUGGGGACAGCUGUAGCGGAGGGGAUGUAGAAGCCAGACUGGAUGGAGAGAUGCUGCCCUGUCCUGUAGGAGAGAGUAAUGAGUUCAUCCUGUACGCUGUGAGGAACUCCAUCCAUCGCUAUGACCUGGCCACAGGGACCGACCAGGCCCUGCCCCUCUCUGGUCUCCGCGAGGCCGUGGCCCUGGACUUUGACUACGAAAGGAACUGCCUCUACUGGGCUGACAUCUCGCUGGACACCAUACAGAGGCUUUGUCUAAAUGGCAGUACGGGACAGGAAGUGAUCGUUAGGAAGGACCUGCAGAAUGUGGAGGCCCUCACCUUUGACCCCAUCAGCAGGCUUCUCUACUGGGUGGACGCCGGAGCGCAGAGGAUUGAGGUGUCUAACCCUGAUGGGGACCUACGUCACACUCUGCUCAACUCCUCAGUGCUGGAGCAUCCCAGAGCUCUGGUCCUCAUGCCAGGAGAGAGCCUGAUGUUCUGGACAGAUUGGGGCGACCGUGCAGCUGGCGUGUACCGUGGCUACAUGGACGGCUCCAACGUGUCUCGCAUCGUGUCCGAGGGCGUCCGCUGGCCCAACGGCAUCACGGCUGACGACAGCUGGCUGUACUGGACCGAGGCCUACGGCGACCGCAUCGAGCGGGCCAACUUCGCCGGCGGGCAGCGCAGCGUGGUCAUGGAGGGCCUGCCUCACCCCUAUGCCAUUGCUGUUUUCAAGAAUGACCUGUACUGGGAUGACUGGUCAAGGAGGGGCAUCUUCAAGGCUCCCAAAGCAGGCUCCCAGGACAAUGAACUCAUAGUGGGUAGACUGACUGGGGUCAUGGACCUCAAAAUCUUCUACAAAGGCAAGACCAGAGGCCAUAAUGCCUGUGCAGACCAACCCUGCAGCCUACUGUGUCUGCCCCAGCCCGGGCACCGCCACACCUGUGUAUGCCCCGACGGCACGCCCACCACCACCCUACCCGACGGACAGCUCCAGUGCCAGUGUCCCACCGGCUACCAGCUCCACAACAACACCUGCGUCAAGACAGAACACACGUGCCUGCCCAACCAGUACCGCUGCGCCAACGGCAAGUGCAUCAGCAGCAUCUGGAAGUGCGACAGCGACAACGACUGUGGCGACAUGAGCGACGAGCAGGAGUGCCCCACCACCUCCUGUGACCCGUCCAUCCAGUAUCGCUGUGUGGCGUCCGGCUCCUGCAUCCCGCUGGCCUUCAAGUGUGACCACGAGGACGACUGUGGGGACAACAGUGACGAGGAACACUGUGAGAGUCACCAGUGUGGACCAGGGGAGUUCUCGUGUGCGCGGGGCGUGUGUAUCCGCGAGGCCUGGCGAUGUGACGGAGACAAUGACUGCAGGGACUGGUCAGACGAAGCCAACUGUACAGUGGGUCACCACACCUGUGAGGCCAGUAGUUUCCAGUGUCUUACGGGCCACUGUAUCCCUAAGCGCUGGGUGUGUGACGGUGAUGACGACUGUCAGGACAGCUCUGACGAGGAGCAAGCACAUUGCGUGGGGGAUCGCUGUAAUGGCUUCCUGUGUUCCAACGGCACCUGUCUGCCUGCCAGCGCCCACUGCAACGGAGUACAGGACUGCCCAGGGGGCGCCGACGAGCAACACUGUGAUCCCCUGUGUACGCGCUACAUGGAUUUUGUGUGUCAGAACCGAGCCCAGUGCCUGUUUCAGUCUCUGGUGUGUGACGGCACCAAACACUGCGAGGACGGAUCCGAUGAGGACGUGGCCUACGCCGGCUGCUCCACUCACCCGGAGUUUGAGAAGACGUGUGACCCCUACAACUUCCAGUGUGCCAACGGGUUGUGUGUGAGCCUGGGGUGGAAGUGUGACGGUAUGAACGACUGCGGGGACUACUCUGACGAAGCCAACUGUGGCUCCCCCACUGAGGGGCCAGGCUGCACCCGGGACUUCCAGUACGAGUGUCGUAACGGGCGCUGUGUGCCCUCCUGGUGGAAGUGUGACGGAGAGAAUGACUGUGGAGACUGGUCUGAUGAGGCUCAGUGCUCUGGAGGAGUCACGCCCCACACCCCUGCCCCAGGCCCGUUGUCCUGCGCCCCUAACCGCUUCCACUGUGGCUCGGGAGCCUGUAUAGUCAACUCCUGGGUGUGUGACGGCUACGCUGACUGUCCCGAUGGCAGUGAUGAGCUGGGCUGUCCCACAGCAGCCAACGGCACGGCGACACAGGCUCCGUGGCUCACCCAAGCGCCUCCCCUGCCCCCUGGCCACUGCAGCAGGGGCCAGUUCCUCUGCCGGAAGCCCCCCACCUGCAUCUCUGACUGGCAGCGCUGCGACGGCCACCAACACUGCCUGGACGGUUCGGAUGAAGCCCACUGUCCCACGCGAGGGCCUCUAACGUGUGCGAACGGCACGCGCUGCGCUGACGGGGAGGCCUGCGUGCCGGACGGUGAGAAAUGUGACGGCUUCAUGGACUGCUCCGACCACAGCGACGAGGACAACUGCACCACGGACUCUCUGGUCUACAAGAUCCAGAACCUGCGGUGGACGGCGGACUUCUCUGGCGCCAUCACCCUCACCUGGUCCAGACCUAAGAACCUGCCCCUGACCUCUUGCUACUUCCUCAUCUACUUCAGGUCAGUCUGUCUGUGCUGGUGGGCACACACAGUGGCACACACAGCAACAAGCAGCUACACCCUGUCGGUGCUGAAGCCAGACACCACGUACCAGGUGAAGGUUCUGACCCAGUGUCUCAGCAAGCAGCACAAGACCAACGAUGUGUUGACCCUGAGAACGCCCGAGGGAUUGCCCGACCCCCCCAGAAACCUGCAGCUGUCGUGUGACCACGGAGAGGACGGCACGGUGGAGGCCUCGUGGAGCGCUCCGGACAAAGCCCACGGCCUGAUCCGGGAGUACAUUGUGGAGUACAGUGAAACAGGUGUGGAGUGGUUCUCUCAGCGAAGCACCGGCAACAGUGUGGAGGUCAAAAACCUACAGCCCAGCACUCUGUACAAGUUUAGAGUGGCAGCAGUGACGGGUCGAGGUAUGGGGAACUGGACUGAGGUUAAAUCCAUCAUGCCCAAGAAAGCUCUACCACCUCCCUCAGUUAUCACCGACAGCAUCACAGAAGACUCCAUGAGCCUGUCUUUCAGCUUUAACUCCCAAUAUGAGGUGAGGCAGUAUGUGGUGGUGCUGUCCUGGGUGUUUGAUGCUCACGUGAAGGAGAGCAGGAACUACACUGUGCAAGGCAGCGUACUGAAAGCUGCCAACCUGACCACGGGGACCAUCUACGAGGUGGCUGUGUGGGCCCAGACCAGUGUAGGAGACAGCCCCACAGCCCUGUCCCGCCAGCAGACCACAGGCACCCAGCCGGAGCCUCCCCUCCUCAAGGCCCGGGCCCUCAACCAGAGCUCUGUGGACUGCAGUUGGACUGUAACCGGAUCCCCUGCACAGGUGUAUGGCAUCUUCUUUGCCACCUCCUUCUUGGACCUGUACCGCAGCCCUCACAGUGUGAACACCAGCGCUAGUAGCCGGACCGUCACUGUGGACAGUGAUGAGCAGUACCUGUUCCUCGUGCGGGCCAUCUCUCCCUACCUGGGCCCUCCCUCGGAGUAUGCGGUGGUUAAGAUGAUUCCCAACGAGCGGCUUCCUCCUCGUAACCUGCACAAGGUGCGAGUUGAGAAAACCCAGGCUACGUUGAAGUGGCAGCCUCCCUACGACUCCCCCAGCGCCCCUCUGACGUACGCGGUGCACCUGAAGGACGUGGUGCGUAAGACCGAGAGCAGCUACAAGCUGACCACCCAGAACAACACGGUGGAGUACUGCCUCAAGGGCCUGGAGCCCGGCGGACACUACAGCGUCUCCGUCCGCCUGCGCAACAUGAGCAAGGAGGCCAGCUACACGCUCAACACAAUGCCCCUGCCUGCUCCAGAGGCUCUGAAGAUCCUGACGGAGAAAGACCACGUGUUCCUCUUCUGGAAGAGUUUGGCCGUGAAGGAGAGGAGCUUCAAUGAGAGCAGGGGCUACGAGGUGCACGUGUACGACAGCCUGUCCAACUCCACCGUGCUCCUGGGAAACACCACGGAGACCUUCUUCCGGAUCAGCAGCCUGCUGGCGGGCCACAACUACACCUUCUACGUCCAGGCCCGCUGCCUGCUCAACGGACAGCUGUGUGGCGAGCCCGCCCUGCUGCUCUACGACCAGCUGGGACAAGGUCCCAGUGACGCGGUGCGGAGCUCGGGUCAGUCCGGGGACAUGGCGGUAGUGGUGGUGCCGGUGAUGUUCCUGCUGCUGCUGGGGCUGUGUGGGGUCCUGGUGGUCCUGUACCUGAGGCACCGCCGCCUGCAGAACAACUUCACCGCCUUCUCUAACAGCCACUACAACUCCCGCCUGGGGUCGGCCAUCUUCUCCUCGGGGGACGAGCUGGGUGACGAUGACGAAGACACCCCCAUGAUCAGCGGCUUCUCAGACGACGUUCCCAUGGUGAUUGCGUAGCAGGACCACCACGUGCCCACGUGGUACGACAAAAGGUCAGAGGUCAAGAAAGAAGGUGCGCCAAAACUUUCGUCAACCAUCCCCCUCCGAGGAAACAGUCUUAAUACGAUUCCGGAUCAAAGGAAGAAAAAGUGAAACGCAACGAGAGAUAUUUUUUAAAAGAAAAAAACGAUGCACUUUUUUGGGAUGCGCAAUAACUUAUUUUUUUAUACAUAAUAUAUAUAUAUAUAUCGGUCAAAGGACUUUAUUGGUCGGGAACUGAUGCUAACUGUGAAGGAUUAGGAGUCUGUCAGGCGAGUCGAGUCGUGUGUUCGUCGCUCUGGGAGAAUAGACCCAACUACAAACUAACUCCAUAAAGAGCAGUUCAUUGCUUGAAGCCAAAAUAAGUACCUAGCAACUGGAAUAUCCAAUGCAGAAAAAACACACCUAAGGAAAGAAAAUAUACACAUAAUCAAUAUACUGUAUGUAAAAAAAAUAUUGUUCAAAAGUUACCAGUAAAAGCUUCUUGAAGGGAGUGAGGAAAACAAGCUCUUGACACAGCAUAAAUUAACAGUCUUUAUGGUAUUUAUUCAGGAUUUAUGUCACUUUAAAGACUAUACUAUUUGCCCAUGGUACGUUGUUUAGUGUCCAUACUGAAAUCGAUCUGAAUAUGUUGCUGUCUGUUCGAAUGAGAUCACUUUAAUCUGUUGUCGAUAUUUGAUUUGAAACUGUCCGUUGGCCUGAACACAGCAUUCGGCGUCCGCGUAACCAACCAAUGAGUAGCGAUUAGAUGAAAUCGAUGGCACCAGGCAGUGUCAUAUAGAUCCAUGUUCCUCCUACCACCAGCACAGGAGUUGCUGUAGUCUACUCAGCGGUAACAAUAACACAGAGGAGUUGCUGUAGUCUAAUCAGCAGUAACAAUAACACAGAGGAGUUGCUGUAGUCUACUCAGCAGUAACAAUAACACAGAGGAGUUGCUGUAGUCUAAUCAGCAGUAACAAUAACACAGAGGAGUUGCUGUAGUCUACUCAGCAGUAACAAUAACACAGAGGAGUUGCUGUAGUCUACUCAGCAGUAACAAUAACACAGAGGAGUUGCUGUAGUCUACUCAGCAGUAACAAUAACACAGAGGAGUUGCUGUAGUCUACUCAGCAGUAACAAUAACACAGAGGAGUUGCUGUAGUCUACUCAGCAGUAACAAUAACACAGAGGAGUUGCUGUAGUCUACUCAGCAGUAACAAUAACACAGAGGAGUUGCUGUAGUCUACUCAGCAGUAACAAUAACACAGAGGAGUUGCUGUAGUCUACUCAGCAGUAACAAUAACACAGAGGAGUUGCUGUAGUCUACUCAGCAGUAACAAUAACACAGAGGAGUUGCUGUAGUCUACUCAGCAGUAACAAUAACACAGAGGAGUUGCUGUAGUCUACUCAGCAGUAACAAUAACACAGAGGAGUUGUUCACAUUUAUUAACUCCAAAAAGUCAGCUCGAUCAUUCUGUUGUGUUUCUCUACUCCCAAUGCUGCAUCAAUAGGAAAACAGUUUGAUUUUAGUUUUUUUCAGGACCACCUCGAUGUAAAUAUUCUUGUUAUUCAAAUAUUAUUAUGCCCAAUCUGCUGCCGUUAAUUUGUAGUGUUUGGAACCUUUGUCUCUGAUGUUCUCAGGGAACUGGGUCUUUGUCUGGUCUGACACUGGCGUGGUACCAGUCUUUCGCCAGAACCCUCACUGAGGUACGAUCGUAACCCUAGAGACAGCAUUUGGAGCAUGACGUAAUGUUGUUGUAAACUGGUUUUCUGGUUGAAAAUAUAAAACCAGAUGACAAGGAACUGGUCUCUUACAGCAAGAUAUAUUUUUCAUGACGAGAGCAAGAUGUCAUGGGGAAAGACGUCAUGUUUUGGUUGUUAUCUGGUCAGAUAACCAGAUUAUUGCAUUUUGUGGUUGCUGUUUGUUUUUUUGUUUUAAAAAAAGGACACGUCUAAUCUACAACCUGAUCAUAAUUGAAUAAUAGACAUCAUAACGAUGUCAUUGAAACCACUUUUGCUUGCUGGGAUAACAAUAUGAUGUUUAGGUCACAGUGAAGUGGACUGUGUGUCCGGCUCUCUCUCCCUGUUUAGCAAAAUGCUUCACGUCAGUUUGAUGCGCCAGGAAAUGUUUUUGUUUUUACCCUUCCCCAUCUCAUCCUAUUGUCUAGUCAUGAACUGAAACGUGUAUUUUCCUCUAUGCUAAAGAGCCAUUUCAAUUGAUGUGAGGUAUGCUUUUAUUCAUUGACCUGUUUUGGGGUUUUGUUCAUGAAUGUAUUUUAUAUCUGUGAUUUUAUGGCUACGAGGCAAUGUGCCCCACCCCCCCCCCCAUGUGAAAUGGAUACACUCGCCGUCCUCUCACUUUGUAAAGCCAAGAACUCUACUUUGAAUGGUUCACCCCUAUACUCUUGGAAGAGAGACCUGAUAAUGACUUUUGAUAGUGUCUGACUGUAGACUGGUUCAGGGCAGGCAUCGCGCCCCCAGGCUCCAGGACCACGUCCCCAUCCCACUCUGGGGGUGACGUCACAGCAGUCGCCCCCAUCGCACUCUCCGGCCCCCGGCCACUGCAGGGCUGCUUUCAAUACAUUGUUUUGACAUUCUUUCCUUAAGGUACUUGUGCUUUUAUCUCCCCCUCUUCUGUUUUCCAGGCCUUAAAUAGUGCUGUAAAGUUACUGAUGGGGCUGUUUAUUUUCUGUGGACUUUGAUUUGCCACAUAUGCCUUAUUAGAACACAGUGAGUUUGUAUGUAUGUACUGUAUUUAUGACGACAUGAGUGCACACACACACACACACACACACACACACACACACACACACACACACACACACACACACACACACACACACACACACACACACACACACACACACACACACACACACACACACACACACUCAGUACCCUUACACAAUUGCUAAAGAGAAUGAUCUGUACUGAAGAGAGCAGUAGAAGUCGUUUGUUGUUGUUCUAUACAGGUCACUACUCCUGUCUGCAUUGGCUGUUUUAAACGAGGCACAUAUCUAAAGCCCCCUGAUGGAUUUUUAUCUCAUGUAGUCCCAAGUUUUGACAAUUGUACAAAAUAUAAUUCUUGAUUGUUGUGACCGUUUCAACCCCCAACCCUUCCAAAAUGUACUUUUUUCUUUCUUUCUGUAAAAUAGUAUGCUUAAAAAAGUUUUUGCACAGAAUAUAAUGAUAUUGGACACCGCCAUAUUUGAAUAUGUUGAUCUUGCUUGCUUAUGGGGGUCUCAAGGAAGUGAGAUGUUUGAGGUACAGUGUGAAGUGUUUUAAAAACCACUUCUACUGAAAUAAACUUACUGGAAAUGUG